This is a messenger RNA of Psylliodes chrysocephalus, 705 nucleotides long. NCBI's taxonomy places the organism in Eukaryota, Metazoa, Arthropoda, Insecta, Coleoptera, Chrysomelidae. The record is from the annotation of a GenBank genome assembly.
AUGAGUCUCGACAAAUUCGGACGUGCAUCAGAAGUACGUAAAUCUCGUAACUUAGUUGCGUCUGCUAGCAUUGGUUUAGCGCACACUCCUGAUGGAGAUACUGAUAUUGAAAAUUUAAAAGUUUGCAACGUAAAGACACCUACUUUAAAUACUGAUGCUGUUAAUAAAGGAUAUGUUGAUCAACAUCUUAGAAAUGUCAGCAAUGAGGUAAUUAACAAUAAACAAAUAUUAUCACAACAUGAGAAACAAAUUAAACUACAUGGUAAUGAUGUAAACGGUUUAACUAAACAAUUACAUGAUCUAAAAGAGGAGCUACAUACAACAAAAUUUCCUACUUUCGAAAAACAUCUUAAUGAAAUAAAUGAAUUUAUUUCAAGAAAUCCUCCUACCGCCUCCAAACAUAUGGCGACAAAAAAGUAUGUGGAUGAUGUGAUUGUAAUAACAAAAAAAUUUAUUAGAGCUGAUUUAAAAAAGGAAGUGACUAUGUUCACAGAUGAAUUAAAUGAUAAAAUAAAAACUAGUAAUGUUAACUUGACGCAACUAAAUAUACUAUAUCAAAACCAUAUUGACGACAUUAAUAGAAAAUUUGAUAUUUUAUAUAAGAAAGAUUUUAAACAACUUCAUGAUGAUUUAACGACACAAAUUAAUAAUUUAAAAUCAUUGGUGAUGAUGCCUAAAGAAAAUUUGAUGCACACCGAAUUUUAA